This is a messenger RNA of Lactuca sativa (garden lettuce), 1062 nucleotides long. RefSeq lists its product as uncharacterized. The record is from RefSeq and is a predicted model, not a curated record. Lineage: Eukaryota; Viridiplantae; Streptophyta; Magnoliopsida; Asterales; Asteraceae.
AAUUCUUAAAAACUAAAAAGCCAUAUGCGUCUUAUAACCAGUCGCUAUCCAUCUGAUGAAUUUCUUCAUACGUUAGAGAGGUAAAAGAAGGAUUUUUUUGAUUACUAUAUGCAUAUCAUACUCGAUCUAGGUUUCCGUCGAUUUCUAGUUAUAUAAGAAUUUUGUAUCCAUUGAGAGCUUUUGAGCAGCAUAUAUUUGGUAUUUGAGUUUUGAGCAACUGUGUCUAGAAAACUGCAAAAUCUCAACUACGUUUUUUUCUUCUUCUUAGUUUUGAACCUGAGAACACAAAUCUUUGUGCGUUUUAGCAAAAAAAAAAAAAAAAGAAUUUUAGGAAUUUGGAAGUGACGAGAAAGGGGGUUGAAUUUUGAAUGGAUCAUAUUCAUUCGACUUGUAGAGAAGAAGAUGUUGAUUUUGAUCUUGAGAGUGGCACUGGUGUAAUUUAUAGCAACAAAGAUCCUGGUUUGGAUGCAAAAAAAAGUAUCUUGAAUCCAUCAAACAUCAAUGCAGAGAAUAAUGUAAAUUCUACAGGGAAGAAGAUGGGGAAAGAAAAGGGUAAAAAAGGUACAAAUGCAAAAAAACCACCUAGACCUCCUAGAGGCUUUUCUUUGGAUUCUUAUGAUCAAAACCUCAUCAAAGAGCUUGCUCAACUUGCCAUCAUCAAAAAGGCGAGAAUUGAGCGCAUGAAAGCACUCAAGCAAAAGAAAGCUUCAUCAUCAUCAUCAUCAUCAUCAUCAUCAUCAUCAUCAUCACAUGCAGCCUUGUUUGCCAUGCUUUUUACCAUCGUCUUCUUAUUAGUCAUACUUCUUCAAGGUCGAAAUUCAGGUGUAGCUUUUCAGGGUUCUCCUCAAAUGGCUCAAAGUAGUUCAAUAUUUACACGAGAUCACGUACCAUAUGUAGAGUAAAUAAUGCUACUCCUUUUUUUUUUUUUUAUAUAUCAUUUUUAUAAAAGAAAUAUGAUUGUAGCAAAAGAGGUAGGUGUUAAUUUUUCUUCUUUUAUUUGUAAAGCUCUGAAAUAAUUAAGUUCCGGUUUUUAUACAAGUAAAUAGUUGGUGUGUGUGAAAA